AAUGAGCCUAACUUACGGAUUAUUUGCCACUGAAUAAACGCAGAACUUGUUUGGGAAAUAGAAUGGUACUUUUAAUCUAAAUAAAAUUAAAUUUAUGAAUUCUUGUCUUUGCAUUAUUUCGGUGUUUGAUUUAUUGUCUAUGUGUUUUUUACGUUUUUUUUAGCGUUUCUGAUUAAUCGAUCAUGUUCCUUUACUUAAUACUUGCAAUCUAUUUACAUUUUAAAAAUUAUUUCUUGCAAAAGAGUUACUACAUUUCUUUGAUCAUUUCCUGCAAAUUAGUUACAUUCCUCUUCCCAAAUUCUUGCAAAUGAGUUGCACUUCUUCAAUUCGUUCUGGACAGCUCAUUAUUUUCAAAAAUCUUAUUUCUAAAAAUAUUAAUCUUUUCUUCGUUCCUCCCUUACAGAUUCCUCCGCACACCCUUCCUUACCCACAGCCAUUCACGUCCAUGAUUAGGUUGUGCGAGUGGUUUACCCGGAUCAUCGCCGACAACAGGCCACCAAGAGGUCGCCGAGUGACCUGUUAGAGGACAGAAUGCGCCACAAUCAAUCCCCGAAUGAAAAGAGUCAUAGAUGAAUUCCAGAGCCAAGGCUAGCGAGACAGUCGAUGCGGGAGACCUGUGAUCCAACCAGCCUUCAAUGUCACCCAGCUCGGGUCCUUCCCUGAACCUUAGAGUGCCGCCCUUGCCCUCGUGAGUGCCACCCUGGAUCUCUAUCCGACCUCUGAACCCUCGUGAGUCCUCGAAAAUAUCCGUGAGUCUUUGUGAACCCUUGUGAAUCCCUGUGAACUCUCGCAAAUCCUCGCGAACCCUCGCCGAUCUUCGUGCGCCCACCCAAAUCCUGGCGAACCCUCGCAAAGUCUCGCGUUUCCUCGUGAAUUCUCAUGAACCUACGCGCAGCCACGUGAAUCCCUGCCGGUUCCUCGCCGCUUGACGUUCGCGAAAUCAAAAGGAUGACCCGCUGAGGAUGGCUUCGUGACCCUGCGAGGUCGGAUGAUCCGGAAAAGAAGAUGAGUCCGACGCCUGCGGAGGAGGACACAUCGGAGGAGCAACAGCCAGCGCGCCAGACGGUUUGUGAGACCCUCCGCCACGCAGCUAAUUGGAAGUGCUUCAUACUCACUUUACUCAUCGUGUUCUGUCUCGCCGCCAUCACCUGGUGCAGGCUGACUCAGGUGACCAAAACGAUCGUGAACUUCUCAACGUUCCCCAUAACGAGAAAACGACACCUCAGCCCAUGUGAGGACGGCUACUUGUACAUACCUGUGGCCUUUUUGGCGAUGCUCUACCUCGUCUACCUGGUCGAGUGCUUCCACUGCCCCACUAGAACACAGAUAACCCACACCACGCCCGCCGCCCACGUUUUAGCAAUGAUUGAGGCCAUGAGGACUGCCCAGCCAGUUAUAUGGUGGAAAGCCAUGUGUUACCACUACGUACGAAGAUCCAGACACGUAACACGGUACCGUAACGGGGACGCUUAUACGAGUACGCAGGUGUACUACGAGCGCGUCAACUCCCACGCCGCGGGCACCUGCUUCCACUUUUCCAACUGCGGCGUCAAAGAUAUUUCCAAGAAGCUGGUCCACCUGUCGAGAUUCUCCUGCACCAAAAUAAGAUUUUCGAAAGGAUUUGCGUUUGCCAAUUUAGAGACAGCUAAUGAGUUUGAGGAACAAAGAUCUCGCUUCUUCCAGGAGAACGAGCGCCGCGACGACUACAUGGAGAUGCGUGAGGGCCUGGACCUGACCAACGUCAACUUCCGCGAGUUCGUGAUCGCGCGGCGGGACACGAAGCGGCUGCCGUGGUACACGCGCCACUCCGUGUUCUGGGUCGCGUCGCUGCUGCUCCUGUCGUGGCCGCUGAGGCUGAUCGUGGAGUACAACACGGCGUAUGUGCACUACCAGGUGACCAAGCUCUUCGGGGUGAACUACACGACGCCCGUGAGCGGCGGCCGCGCGUCCCGCGGGUCGGCGGCGACUGACAGCCACGACCUAGAGGUUACCAUUGCCAACAACUGUACCGUGGUUCCCUCCUACAGCGAGGCACUCCUCAUGGACAUAGGCGGACCCGCGUCGCUCACGCCCGCCGUCGACGCCAACGGCAAUAUCCAGAACGGAGGGAGCCUCCCGGCGGCGCCGUCCUCCGCCAGCGUCGGCUCGGAGCUGGCGCCGUCGUCCAUAGAGGCAGCGGCAUCGCGCACGUCCCUGCACAACGGCUACGUCCUGUACCAUUCCAGGGGCGUCGCCGCACCACGCCCACAGAGGCCCCGCCCACCUACGACGACGCGCUGCGGGUGUCAGCUCCCCUCCUGGGCACAAUGUCCCCCUCUCCGCUGCGACGCUCACACACAGAACGGGACAUCCCCUCUACCCCGCGCCUGGCACUCCCCCGGCACUCGUGCCACUACGACCUGGAGACGCAGCUAUGACACUUGACUGGACCCCUCGGGGCGCCCGUGGCACUGUGACAUGGAAACGCAGCUAUGACCCCCCCGCUGCCCCCAGCCCCACCCGACGACCCUCUCGGAUACUCGACACGGCGAAGGAAUACCCGAGGCUGUCUGAGGCAGAGAGGGAGACAACGAAUUUCACUGGACGGCAACGCACUGCUUCUAGGGAGUUUGUCUAAGGUGUUUGCGCUCGAAUUUUCAAAAAAGGAGUACAGUUUAAAAAGAAAUUUGUGCUAAAGAGCAUACAGACUUGAUCAGUGAUAAAUUUAGCACAAAAAGUGGUUCACGUGAUCCACGCGUUCGCACAUUUUAGAAUUUAAGAGCAGGAACUGUUGGGCUUUUCAUGUGACAUAGACGCUUUGUCUGGGUAUUUUUUUCUGAUUUGGAAAUUGAGAUCUUGUUGCCACAGCGACUCAGUGUCCCGGAGUGAUUUUCCCCCGAGUUUACCGAUUCUGACAUAAACAGUUUUAAGACUUGGUAUAUUUCAGUAGAGGACAAAACAAUGACUAUAAAUCUAUAUCUCUUUCACACAGUGUCUGCUUCCCUGAAUUAUUCUAAACGCCUCUUUUCCUUAUUUCUUUUUAUAUCCUCUACUGAAGACUAUCUAGAUAUUGAGUCGACAGGUCACAGCCGCUCCCCAGCUGUGUCUCGAAAUCAAAGCUACACACGAAAACCAAAACUCAGUGAGCCUUGGAUGAGCUCCGUUUCAAUGCUGGUGAGCUCCAGGACCCAGCUUUAAGGAGAUAUUGUUAGUUCCUUGGAAUCCCCAAAGGAAAUGUUUGUAAGUAAAUAGUCAAAUAAAAUGUUGUUAGAGAUAUUAAGCUUUAAGGCGUGUUAAGCCACAAUGAAGGGCUACUUCGUUCGCCACGUUAGGCAACUGUUAUGGUUAAUACGAUGUACAAAAGCUAUCAUGAAUAGCUAAACUGUAUAUAGAUAUUGCCGAGUGUUCAUUUAUAUAUGACAUUUUAGGUCACAGUGAAGUACAGUAUUUACUUUUAGAGGAAUAGCUUCAGCAGACUCUGUCACUGUCAAAAGAAAAUAACUGUCAUACCUUUCUAAGAAAAAAACGAUAUUUUAUUUCUUUAUCAAGGUUAUAUAUUGUUAUACAGGAGUUAGGCGAACUGGUAGUUUUUCAGAGAGAAACCACCUCAUUCAGCCGGCAUCGUCGAAAAUGGCCUCCAUUACCUCAAAAGUUGUUCGUAUUCCAAGAUUAUUACAACUUGUUUGAUAAUUUUGCAGGAGAAAAACAUCUGUUUCCGCGGUUGGUGCGCUUGUCAACACUUCCACUCAUAUUUUUCUACACUUUGUAGUCUGUAGUCUGUAAGAUUGAUAUACUCGAUACUGAUUAUUUUAGCUCAACAUGAACGGUGUUGUUUAGUUUGGAUCCAGAUCUAUUUAUUUUCACAAAUGUAUUUAUAAUACUGGCUUGACAUUCCCUAGAUCCCCUGCCUGUUUCCAACCUCCCCCUUUGCGCCUCCCCCUCAUAGAAACCUGGCCCCCCUCCCGUUUCCCAUUUUCCUCAGUUCUCCCCACACGGCAAGGGAAGCAAAGAAAACGGAGGCCUAACGUGAACUGUGCCCAUGGAGUUUGUUGCCAGUUCGACCCAUAGAGAUGUCCACCUAUACCCAUGGUCCCCGCAACCUUUAGUGCUGUCAGCGUCAUGUAGCCAGAGUAAAAGACAAAAAAUGGAAGAUAAUACGCAUCGUAAGCAUCUGUAACCUUGUCUGUAUUGUUCUUCGAGUAAAGAGAAGCGACUAACUUCGCGUGACUGCGGUUGGUGCUGUGCUGUGUACCUAACAUAGAAGCUUCCGCCUGCUA
Penaeus monodon (black tiger shrimp) is the source of this 4256-nucleotide messenger RNA. Its product is annotated as transmembrane protein 151B-like. NCBI's taxonomy places the organism in Eukaryota, Metazoa, Arthropoda, Malacostraca, Decapoda, Penaeidae. The record is from RefSeq and is a predicted model, not a curated record.